AUGAACAAAAUGUCCGUUUUGGAGCUGGAUGACUGUUCUCAUUUGCAAGACCUGCCCCCCGAUCUCUGGCGCCUGGGCAAACUAAAGUCGCUCACCUUCUUUGGGACUCCAGCCUAUGACCACCUAUCGCGAAUGCUGGUCGGGGGUCCUAGCACACCUACAGCACAGCACAAGGACACCAAUCCAGGUGAUCGCAUCCUCAAUACAGCAACCGUUCUGGCUUACUUGCGGGCUCUGCCUCGUUGUUCAUUUGAAUCGUCAUUGGGCUCCUGUGUGGACAAAAUCAAGAUGACGCAAGUGUCUCAGUACCGUUUUGUGAUUAACUGCAAGUACUCCUCCGAAAUCGCGACUGUUCCUCGUUGUCAAAUUCAUGUAAUUUAA
Dibothriocephalus latus is the source of this 381-nucleotide messenger RNA. Lineage: Eukaryota; Metazoa; Platyhelminthes; Cestoda; Diphyllobothriidea; Diphyllobothriidae. The record is from the annotation of a GenBank genome assembly.